AUGGCGAAGUCGAAGAAUCACACAAAUCAUAAUCAAAAUCGUAAAGACCAUAGGAAUGGAAUAAAAAAGCCAAAAAAGCAUCGUUUCAUGUCGAUGAAGGGUGUCGAUCAGAAAUUCCUUCGUAAUUUACGUUUUGCUAAAAAACAUAAUAAACGUAAUAAACGUCAUCGGCAACAAAAAAUGGCAAAAGUUGAAGCCGUUGAAUCAAAAGCUUAA
This is a messenger RNA of Dracunculus medinensis (Guinea worm), 216 nucleotides long. NCBI's taxonomy places the organism in Eukaryota, Metazoa, Nematoda, Chromadorea, Rhabditida, Dracunculidae. The record is from the annotation of a GenBank genome assembly.